Messenger RNA from Xyrichtys novacula (pearly razorfish), 39145 nucleotides. The record is from the annotation of a GenBank genome assembly. Lineage: Eukaryota; Metazoa; Chordata; Actinopteri; Labriformes; Labridae.
AUGAAGUUUAGCACAAUGUUUUACACAGUGUCUGACCUGAAUGGCUUGCUGGAGGUAGGAACAUUUUUCCCAACUACAAAAUAGAAAGAGGUAGAAUAUAUUUUUGCUAUUAAAAAUAACCCAUUCGUGUUUGUAUUGUAGAACUAAAGCAGUAAAAGGAUGAUAUGUGGUGAAAAAAACUCUGCUGUAAUACAAAAAAUUACUGAGUGCAGUAUUGCUGAAAUAUUUAUAUGCUUUUAUCUGAUCUAUUUCCUAACCACAAGGUAUUUGCCUGCGAAUCCCUGGCACUUUUGAUAUUACCUGAAGGCAAAUGGUAUAUAGAUUUAUACAAGUUAUUUACAACAACAGCCAAGCCAUUCCUCUGGAAACUAGGCUGCAGAUCAAAGGAUUGUUUUGAUCUCUACUUAGCAUAUUUGUUUAACCUAGCCAGUGAUUCUGAAAAGUGCACAAGCUUUUCGGUGAUAUGCAGAGCACCCUUUAUCCGUCUUUUUCUUCUGUUAGCUCUGGAUUUAAGUACUUUCUGUAUUUAGGAGACAACUGGAUUUGCCAGCUUUUGAAAUUUAGUUGCCCACUGCUAGCAGUCUUGGCACUCAGAAAUAGAUAACUAGGUAUGUUCCACUGCUAAUCCUGAUCGGCCUUGUAAUAGUAUUUGUGGACUGUACAGCACUCAAUUAGGGCAUAAUGUGCUAUUUUUAUUUCCUUUAAGUUGGAUUAAAUGUGAAAACAUGUUUGUUUUUUCCCGUUCUCCUCGACUGUUUACUGUGUGGGUACUUUGCAAAGUAUUGUUUUAUACUGUUUCAAUCAGCAGCACUCUCUCCAGACAGGAUUGCAAAAUGUCAGGAGAAAAACAAUGUCCAAACGCUCUCUAAAAAAGAUGCCAGGGCAAUCAGGAAAUUUUCUGGAAUGCUUAAGAGAAUGCAUAUGCACACAAUGCCCUAAUUCUCCCUUACUUUGGGUUUGGGAAAGAUGAGCCCAGGUUUAUUGAGAGCCAAAAAAGGGGGCAGAUGGCUCACAAGAGGGAUAAACCUGGGAAGUCAUGCUGUAAAUGUGUUUUACAGAAAACAAUGAAAGGAGCGGACAAAGCGAUUGUGGCAAAGUCCUUUGGAAAAUGGAAAAGCAGCUCUCUAAGGUCCAGGACCAUGGAGAAGCCGGAUGAGCCGUCCGAGGAGAGUAAGGAGGAGAGCCUUUCCAACUGCACCUGUGAAGCCCCCCAACUCGGCAAGAAACCAGUUGGUAAAAGUAACAUAUUUCCUUAUUUCUACUACAUUCAGACUAAUCUGUCUCUAAGCUUAUUUUUCUUGUUGCAGUGUUAAUUAUUACUGUGGUGACUUGCUUUUUUUUUUUUUUUUCGUUUUCUGUUUUUUUUUUUUUUUUUUUUUUUUACAUUGACUCUAUGGCCUGCCAUAUCCGGUGAACAAACAAACCACAUUGUUGGGCAGGAGAAUUCCUUUUGAGGGAAAGUGUGUCUCCGAUGAUACAGUGUUGCCAGAAAAAGACAAAGCAAAAAAUAGCAAACACAAAAACAGUCACAGGUGCAUGGGAAAAAGAGAGAAGCGAGUGAAUGGUCACUGCGGUCCCCAGGAGGUCUUUCAGUGUUAGCCAGUGCGGUGGGUGGACUUCUGACAAGGACGUUGGUUAGCAGCCAGGUGGAGUGUGUAACUGAGAAUGCCUCUGUUUAUUCUUUUCACAUGCUAAUGUGGCUCCUAUGUGACUUUAAUGCGGCAAAACUUUUUCUUGGAGUUAACAUUUUUGUUGUCGAAAUACCUGCUACUGUAUCACAGCAGUGGGCUGAUUCAAAGGCAAAAUUCUCUUUUAUAUAGGUUUGGGACUCUGCCAGGUAUGGGGAUGUAUUUAAUAGGCUGCAUGUAAAGAAGGAUUUACAACGGUGGAAAGUUUUUAGUGCAAACAGGUACAGAGUUGUCUCAAUAAAUCCUGACAAAUACUCAAGUUAGAGACUUUCAAAGCAUGUAGGCCUGCUUUGACAUUUACACUGGAUCUUUGGAGGAUGCAGCCGGUGGUGUAGCAUUGAUGUCGACUCAGAUUAAGGCGAAUAGACACUUGGCUUUUGUAUCGUAUUUAUGUUUCUUUCUGAUUUGCGGUCUAUGCAAUUUAAAAUAUGGAUCAUAGUUUUCAAAAACCUGACAUCAGGCAUCUGACUCUAUAAUGAAAGUCUGCAUGAGAUCCCAAGUUCUGAGCAAAUGCACCCCUAUGUGGACAAAGUAAGAACAGUGGGGUAUUUAGAUGAAACAAAAAGUCCAUGCAGUAUUUAUCAGUCUACUGCUUCGCUUUCAAUCCAUGUGUUCUGACUUGUUAGUGUAAUAGGCCAUCAAUACUGCAGUAAACAUACUCUAAAAUGUAUCUUAAGCUCUCAUUAGCAGUUCAUGUGGCAGCCUCAUGUCUAAUCCGGGAGCACAGAGGAGAGCAAUAUGGCCUCACGUUAUGGUUCGUUCUAUACCUUGUAGAGUACAAUCUGUAAAUAGCAUAAAAGGCAUUGCAUCUGCCAUCUGCACUUCUAGGAACUCUUCUGCAUAGCCAUUAAAACAAGCUGUCUCAGAGGACAUCAUUCGUAUUUCAGCCUCAACCCUGAAUUACUGUGUGUUCAUUAUAAUUAUAAGGGAGGAGUGUUGCCAGGCUAGCCCGCAGAAUGCCAGGUGCACACUUCCAUAAUCUACCAUUUUAAACAACUCAGAGCAUUAACAACAGUAUCUACAUGCUAUUCAGCCAUUAGUUCACUCUGGCUUUCAUGCUGAAACUCACAUCAGUCAACCCAGCAUUUUGUAUACGCCGCAACACACAUCAUACAGGAAGGAAGUGCAAUACUUUGUAGUGUUCCAGUUUCCUAAGCCUGCUUAGGUUAUGUGACUGAGCCAUGCCGCUGUGUGAAAUUUUAUCCCGAUACUGGCACUGUAUCCUUGUGAGGGAGUCUUGUAAAAUAGGUUUACUUAGCGCCUUUGCUGGCAUUUUCCGAAGAUAGCAAAUGCACAAACACUGUCCAUGAUCGGAUUAACUGUUCAACAAAAUGAUGUAACUCUUUGUCUUUCUUGUGUGGCAUAGGUUUCUCUGCUUAAGUUUAGUGGUCAUCCUGCAGAGAAUAGACACAUUUGAAAUCCAGUCACAUCAUUAUAAUCCAUAUAUUGUGAAUAUAAUAGAUGACAGCCCUGGUUAGUCAUCCUUUGUCACAUAAAUGUGACAUGUGACUGCCCAGAGUGAAUCACUCACCCUAAAAAAAAAUGCACACAAACACACACACACAUAUGUACACAUAUACACAUACACACUAGAUUUUUCAAGAUUCUGCUCCAAACUGUGCAAUAACAUUCCUUAAUUAACACAAGUCCUAAUUUGUAAGGCAUUUAAUUUUGAACUUAGCCCGAUGUUCCUCUCCAGUGUUGAAGCGCAGGAUUUAAAUUGCAUGUGAUAAGUGUGAAAGAUGUUUUUAAGCAACCAUGUACAGUAUAAAGUACGCUAUGCCAAGUACACAGAGAACAUGAAUUUGCACCUGAGGACAUAUAGCUAUACAUCCAGAGUCACAAGGUAUGUCAAGACAAAAUGUUAAUUACACAAUUUAUGACAGAAAUCUUUUGAAAUAUCUCCACGGAUCUCGCUUAUUUACAUUUUAAUUACUACUAUUACUUAUUCUUAUUUUUUGGAUGUGACCAUAGCAAGCCCAAUUCCUCCCCUACACUAGAAAGAAGCAAAAUGACUGUUUUCCACUGGAGGUUUAGAUGCUUGUUUAUCACUUUUAAAUACCAUCAUCUUUGCUGAAAUCCCCUCUCAAAAGAACCUUUCACUUGCUGGAAUAAAUUCAAAUUAAAAUUUAAAUCCCUCUUUGCAUUUCUUCAGCCUUUUUUAAAAUAGCUGCCUCCUUUUAGAAAGCUGUUUAUGUAGUGAUCUGUUCAUAAUCCAGUUUGUUUCUCAACAGCGAAAAACACAGAAAUCGUAUUAUCACUAUCUUGGAGAGAUGAUGCGAGAAAUCAGGAAGUAUAAAUGUCUGGAUCUGGGGAAGUUUUCAAAGUUGUAAAGCUGAAGAAAAUGGCAAAAGCCUCUCGAUAAAGUAGUCACUAACACUUGCAAUUUGACUUGCAAAUACACAGAAAAAUAAAGUACAUUGUGCCCUGAUAACUCCAAAACAUUCCUCCAACCUUUAGCACGGCUCGUGUGCUGAUAAACAAUAUGUGCUCAUUCAACAAAUACACAACAUUUUGCAUUUAAGAAAACACGUCGAGUGUAUUUCUCAUGCACUAUAGAUAGAUGUCUUAUCAGAAAUGUUGAUGUGUGACAUACUACUGAAGUGAGAAUUGGAAGAUUAAACGUUGGCACUGUGGCUGACAAGUCAUGUCUGUAAACAGCUCUCUUUCUAAUACAAGGAGCUCACCUUCUAUUACGCUGAGAAAAACAAUAUCUAAUCAGAAAUUUGUAACAAAUAUAAACACAAAAAGCAGACAUUUACAUGCAAUGCCUUUUGAUAACAAUCCAUUUCAGAUCUAAAAUGACGCAGAAGAGGCCAUAGGGAAAUUUAAUUUGCCUGAGCUAGAUUGGAUUUAUUGUUUGGAAACAAAUUAUAAUUGUGUCUCCACAAAGUUAACCAAGAUCUAAACAAAAGGAAAUCAAUGACCCACCCCCAUUAAUCACUCAAAGCCAGCUACUUGUGCUGAAGAAACUUACUUCAUAAUCAAUGUCUUUGUUUUGCUCAAAGGGCAUUUGCAUUUUAGUUCAUGUCAGCAAGCUUCCUGUAUCUGGCGCAAUCAAAAACUGCAAGCCAUUCACAUUAAUGGAGUUUUUUUUCUAUUUAUUCAAGUGCAUAUCUCUGAAUACUCAAGAUGAUUUUAGCUUAUUAUGCAAACUACCCAACAAAUAUUUUGAAAACAGGAGAACAAAAAAUAAAAAAAAUCUGAUGAAAGGCAGACUUAACUUUAGUGAGGCUUUUGGUGCUUUCAGUGUCACAGUAAAACAUGUGUUUCUUUAGUGUUAAUGACCACAAACAAACCAACAUCUCCUUAAGAUGUUGCAUUCGAGCACCCUCGGGACUUUUGAGACCAGACUGAAAUGCCUCCCGUUAUCUGUGUCUAGACAUACUAUUACGGCCACCAAGGUCAUUAUCAAAGCUCACAUUAUACACACCUGUUACCAUUGUUUAGAUGCUCGGUUUUUGGCUGAACAUCCAAGCUCCUAUCUGGCCACUUAUAGGCGUGUCUGCUUCAUUGUCUGCCUGCCUGAGUGGAAAAGAUGGGCAGGGACCCCCAGAGACGCACAGAUCUGGACCUAACCUCUCAAUGACACAACACAAUGGGUGCGCGGCCUCUGAACUACAAAAGCCAGAUAUCGGCUGACCAGUCAGGCAUUGAUUUCUCAGAUGUGAGCAAUCAGAUAGUGUCGUUUUAGGGCUGUCAAUGUAAAGUAACCAGCCAUGACUGUUAAUGACCGCUGCUCUUAGUUGUUAUUGAGAAAGUAGACAGGAAUUAUAGGUAACCUUUUAUUUCUAUUGAGUCAGAGAAGCUGCAAAAACUAUUAAUAUCCUUAGAAGAUGCUAAAUAUUAAAUCACAUUUAACUACAUCUUUUUUUUUUGUUCAGUCCCAUUAGUGUGGGCUAAAUAUUAAAGAAAAAAAACAAGUAAAGACCAAAAGUAACAAUUGGUCACUACUGGUCCCCCCUUAGUUAUGUAUAUAGAUGUAAAAAGUUAGGGAAUAAAACCAUCUUCCAUCUGCUUUUAUCAAAUCAUGUUGAUGUUAUAGACUUUAAUGAACACAUGGGCUACAAAUAGCCUUCAUUUUCAUUUUCACACCAUAAAAGUCAAAGUUUGGUGUCGUAGUACAUCUUACAAAUUGAACUUUGGUAAAUCCGUCUUAAUCAAACACUCCAAUUUUUGGGCAAACAGGAACUAGAAGUAACCCGGGGUUACUAAUGGUCCUUGUAAUCCCCACCACUGGUACUGAUGAGGUACUUGACUUGUAUUUUUGUAACAUGUAAUGAAAGGAGUUAUAAAACACAACCAGUUUAAAUAGCCUUUUUCAAACCAUUUGGGCAAUGCUUUUAGACUUAUGUUCACAUUCAUACCAUAAAAAGCUUGUCAUUUUGAUGAUGAAGUUAACAGCUAUUUUUAACAGUGACUUUUACACUCGUGUACAUUUGGGAAUUAAAAGUCAAAAUUUUCUCCCAGUUUUCACAAAGUUAUUGCCCUAAAGUCUGAUUUUGACAUGGCUGAAGUCCAUGUCUUAUUACCUGUUACUUUAGAAUAAUUGGUAUUAUUACAUAAAUACUCAUUUAAUCAUUUUUUAGGACUACCUGAGUGCGUCAUAUCCAGUCAGAGGAAGAUUUAGUGAGUUUGUGUAAGGAAACUCAAAUAUGACAGAGCCCUAAUUCCUAAGGCAUCAGUUCAAGGCAGAGAUAUAAAACAUCCUAUAUUUGUCCAUAAAACAUUUGAGAUGUUAUUGAAGUGUCUUCAAAGGACACUGAAUAAACAUAUUGUAAGGUUGCCCACGGUCACACGCAAAUCGCCCCAAAGGGGAUUGCUGGGAAGUAAUCUAAUCAUUUCUUUUAACUGAGGCACAGUGACAUGCAGUGCAGAUAAUGAUCCCCAUGAAAAAUGUACUGUAUUUUCAAAAGAAUAUUCCCUGUCUGUUGACAUUAACAUAAAGAUAGUUCUACAUCCUGGAGCCAUAUCAACAACAUGUACUUAUGUGUGGUUCCUUGUAUUUGCAUAUGCAAAUGUUUUUUUAUUUUAUUUUUUAUUUUGAUUCAGUCCUUUUAUGUGACUUUCUGUGAUGAACAAGCGGCAUCAAGUGGUUGCACAAUGAGGGUUCAGUACCACCAAGAAGAAGCAUUUGUGUCAUUUUAGACCGAGCUUACAGCGUUCUCACUGAAAUUAACCACAGUUUAAUAUAGAUUUCUACACGUCUAUCACAUUCAAUGGCACGUCGUGAAUAUGCAUUGUUGUUUGGCUGUUUGGGCUGCCAUGCGAAAUUAGUCGCCUUGCUUUGUUGAAAUUACGGGGCGGGGUGUUGAGUGAGGGGGUUUGUUGAAGUUAUACCGCUGACAUUUUGAUCCAGCAGUGCAUUAGAAGAAUUCAGUUAAACAUAUUUGUGUAGGUUUCACAGGAGUAAGGUAUAGUGCUCAAAACAACAGGGUGCUGCGACCCUUCACUUUGCUUACAUAAUUUGCAGCAGAAUGCAAAAAGCUUUUAGACACAGAUGUGACCCAUUGUAAUACCCUUCUAAAUGCAAUCAAACACUUUCUACAAAUAUGAGCAGGACUUUUUAAAUGUGAACCCUUGUUUGACAUGUAAUUUUGUCCAACCCACUCCUCUUUCAUUUCUCCAUCAGCUCUCUCCAGUUAUGCCCACAUUUUCAGUUGAUGAAAUAGCUUGACAAAACACUAGUUUAUGUUGCUCUGAAUGAGGUCUCUCUCUCUCUCUCUCUCUCUCUCUCUCUCUCUCUCUCUCUCUCCCUGCGUUUUUUUAUUUUUUCACACAUCUGAACAGAUGUUAGGGCCAAAAGAAAAUGUUCCAUUUUGUAAUAGCCAUGUAGUGUAGUCCUAAAUAUGUUGCUUUUUAAAAUUCUGUCAAGAUUGUUUUACAAGAGGGGAUCCUUUUUUUGUGUGUUUAUGUGACAAAACUGAUGUCUAGCUCAUGACACAAAAUAAUCAUCCCCAGAACAAGCUUCCUGUGUCCUCACAGCGAGAUUGUCCGCAUAAGCAAACAAAGGAACAUGUUAUUUGAUAAGAUGCCUAGAUAGACGCGUCUUUACUUUCAUAUGUUUGUAUGAUUAUCAGACACAAGCAGAGAAAAGAGGGGAAAUCAGUGCAGGUCUGCUCGUCUUUGUAUGUCUCUUUCACCGUGUACCAUGAAUUGGCUCUUGAAGACAGUUAGAAAUUUGACUUUCAAAUGAGGCAUUAAACAAGGUGAUGAUCAACUGCCAAACCUUAAGUAAUGAUAUUCUCCAUCCUCAAGUCCCUGGCCUUGCAUAACCAAAUGCACAAAUCACAGAAAAAAGAGCUGAAAAUACAUUAUUAUUACAUAUUGUGUUCACACGUCUGUCCCAUGGGACCAGAGGGGGGGACAUCGCCGACAGAUAAGCAUGUUUGGGUGGCCCCUACCAUCAGCUGGGGGAAAAGGCUAUGCUUGGAUCUUAAGGGGGGGCCCCCUCAUGGGUAUCACUUAUUUUAAAUCCUGAACCACACCAUCCCAGACCCCCCGCCCCUCCUCCUCCUCCUUCCUUUGCCCCCCUCGCCCCAGGCUCCACCCAGAAGUGUGGUUGCCUUUGUCAUUGUAAUCUGGCCCUGUUUGCUAAACGCUUGCACUGUUUACUCUCUGCUAUGGGGGCUUGUAUGAACAGGAGUCAGCAGGACGCAGGGUGACAUCACUUUGGCUGGGGGGUGUUUGAAAAGCUGCAUUUGUGAUUUUCUGGGGGCCCCUCUCUCUUUUUUUUUUUUUUUCCUUCUUCCCUGUCUCUAUCCAGGCCUGUCUAACGCAUGAGCUAACUCAGGAGGCUAACAUGGCCUACAGGGAGGAAUUACACCUAAUUACUUGAAUAACUGCUAGGCAGCAGCCUUCCGUAGUCACCAAAAAUCAUUUCCAGGUCUCUGCCUUUUACUGAUAGCCAGACUUCUCGUGACAGGAAAAAGCUCGGACAAAGCUUUUACAUUCAAAUGGGCCGAGAGAAAUGAAACAGACUGACAGGUACAGACAUUAAAAAAAGGGGGAAAUCAAAUUAACAGACAAGGAUUUCAUAUCAUCUAUUUUUGUUGUUGCCGUAGCGAUAAAGUCGCAGACAUUGAAACUGGUCUGUUGAGCCAUUGUUAUCAUCCCUGGCCAUCUGCUGCUGAGGAGUGACAUUCCCUCUCAUUUGCAUGAUGAGUGAUGUAUGAGGAGCUUGGGAGGGCAUAUGCCCCGGUCUUAUGACAAAGCAAGUGAAAGUUUUGUUAUAUCUUAAACACAGAAAAUAAGCAUCAGUGUUUGAAUGAGGCUUGAUGAAGGAGUGAAAAAAGGAAAAAUCACCUGUGAGUGUUUAUCGGUGCACAUGUGAGUUUUUUUUUUUUUUUUUCCCCUGCUUGUAUGAUGCAUCUUCACUAAAGCGCACACAAAUCCGUGCGUGUGUGCCUGCGUGCGUGCGUGUGUCUGUGCGAGUAUACACGCGCAGGAGUAGAGGCUAGUGCGCGCAUCUGCCUUCUUGUGUGCCUGUUUGUGUGUUUUGCGGAUGUGGGAGUAGAGCGAGGAGGAGGGGGGUUGGUGGCUGUUGAUGUGCAAAUGUGCAUCAUGUUGAAGGGCUGUGAAUGGGGAGGUGUGACGUAAAAAGGGACCCGAACGCAGGUGCUUAUCUCGAGGCUGUCAAAGGCACAGUAUGUCAUAUUCCUGGGGACUACCUUUCAAAGCCACAGCACCAGCUCAGCUAUCAAGAGACUGGGAGAAAAUCAAACUUUUUGGAUCACAGCACUAGGUUGGUGUCAAAGUUCUUUUUAUUCAUUAUAAUGUCAGUUUGGUCAGCGUUUGUCAAUACUGAUACUCUGUAUCGUGUGUGUGUGAAGGACAAGCCUUGUAGCUUGAACGCUGUCAUUACUUCCAAAGAGAGGCUGAAAUGUACAAGUGUUAGAAACUUAGUUAGAUUUACAGUGAGAUUUACUGAGCAGCUAAACUUGUGUUUGUGGAUUUUACCAGAUUAAAUGAAAUAGCACUAUCCUGGCAAUCAGUCUGAGCUGUACCACAGAGUAUGGAGAAAAUAUUGCACUAGUGAUAAGCAUUGUUUGCUUGAUACAAAUCAGUAUUCUUCAAACCUUUGCUUGGAAGCGAGCGCAGCUUCAGUCCAGGUUACAGACAGUUUGAGAGGAGAUUAAAUGGCUCAAACUGUUUUUUGAGAUGCAUGACCUAUUUUUGAUCAUGCAGAUAGCAUGAGAUACUGUCUAUCUAGAUUAAAUUCACAGCAUUUGUGUGGAGUUUAAGCUUGUCUUAGAGGAGCACAUGUUGGUAUUGUGUGCAGAGACAAAGCAUUGUCAGGUUGCCUGUGGCUUUGACAGUGACAGCUGUACAUACAAGACCACUGAGCCUAAUGCACUUAAACAUUGACUCUCUGUUCCAAUAACAUAUUUGAACAGUCGCUCAAGUAUUUUAUUGCAUCCUGUUUUGGCUUACAGUAAUUCACAUUUUAAGUCUUGUGAAAUCUGAAAACUAUAAACUUACGUCGAAUAUAACAUGGCAGUUAAGUUGUCGGACAAAAAAAAAUCAUCUUUUGUGAUUAUGGGGGAAGAUUUAAAUUUGUAUUAAUUCAGCAGGGCUAAAGCAUGACACGCUGCUCCGAGUUUUUGUAAUUAUUUGCAUUAUAACUAUGGCAAAGUUGAAAAGCUAUAUGCUAAUUCUGAAUGCAGUUUGAUAGUAACACAGUCUACAAGUGAACUUUUGUGUUAUACGCUGCUUAGUCUUAGCUUUGAACAAAUUCAGAGGGGCCAGGGCACUCCACAAUCUCCAGAGCAACUAUUGAUUUAGGAGGACGGAUGUUGGUUAGAAAAGUUCAUCAUUUACUAGUAAGUUGCGGCUGAGAUUCUGCUUGAUGACCCAACUCGCAGUUGAUCACUGUGAAACAAAAGUGGAAUAAUUUUUUCACACACAGGCAGAGUUUGGGAUUUCUCUUGAUUUUGAAAAAACCUUCAGUGUCUCUUUUAGUUUUGUCUUUUGUUCUUUUUAAACUACAGCAAAUAAACCCUAUCGCCUGGAGUCAGAAAUAUUCAUAUAAACUGCCAACAUCUGCCCAAACUGUCAGUCAUAUCCUCCCUCUUUUCUUUCUGAGACACUUUUCUCUCUAAUUAACGUGUCAAAUUAUUUUUAGGUUUUGGAGGAUUUUUGUAGAAAUUUUGUUUUAAAAAAAUUCAACGCUAGUUGUAAUUCCGUCUGUUAUCCUCCGUUUAAUCCAAACUCCACCAGCUUGUUUCAGUCAGCUCUCUCAACAAACAAGAAAAAGAGCAACAAAAGACAUUAGAUAACACAGUGUUGUGUAACAGCGUCACAUUUCAGUAAUAAUCGUUUUAAAAGUUUAGAAAGUUAUAUCACGGUAACGAACAUGAAAGAACCAGCGAUUAAGGUUACAAAGUUACGUGUUCCCUAUUUGUUUUAAUUGGAAAAGCAGCCCAGGUUUCAGCAGGGAUGUGUGGUAAAGCAGUGAUAAGUAAGAGCCAUUAUUCCUGUGUGCUCCCCACCCUCGGCUUCAAAGCAGGAUGUUAGUUGCUACACAACACAUAAAUGUAACCUGUGUUCGCCUCCAGGAGCUGUCCAUGGUACCUGCAGCCCAGCAGAUCUGCUCUUACAAACUUAUCCUCAUAGUUUCUACUCUCUGAAGUCCUGCGGUGUGAUAAAAAAUGUUUUCGUUUAUUUUAAUAUAAGUCGUGAAAAAGUGGGAAUAUAAAGUUAUGCUUACUUUUUCAUCUCCAGUUUUUACUUUAUAUUUCAGCUGCCGUCGGGUACACAUAAUGUAAACAACAAAUUCGCACGAAAAAGCACGGCACACACAUCUGACUGUGAAAUGUUGUGUUACCUGUUUUUGACUAAACUUCAGUGAGUUAAUCCAGGAAAAUGAAUUAUGUGGAUUUAAUUCAACAAGGUCUCAGAAAUGAUCCAUCUGCUGUUGAGCAGCUGGUCAAAGGAUAAAUGUAAUUAAUUACUUAACUUUUGAACAGUACUCAGGAAAAAACAGAGCUGUUUGUGUGGGAGCAAAUGGGAAAAGUGUAAGGCAACAGCAUCAUAUAUAUACCUCAAAAUUCAUCCUAUUCAUCUGUUUGGUUUAUACGAACAUUAUUUCUUAAAAGUCUUCAGUUUAAACCUCUGUAAAAUUGCUCAUGUGAAAUGUACAAUUCACUUAUUUCAGGAAUUUGUCAUGAUGAAAAAAUACCACUAUAAAAAAUAUAUAUAAAUCAGAGUUCACUUGUAUUAAAUUGAACAUUUAGGUAAAAUACUUAAAUGUGUAAAAUAUAAGUGAAGUGUAAUUCUCAUUAAGAAUUUCAUAGACCCAAAUAUUAUGAUAAUUUAAUUUUCUUGUUACAUAUACACCAAUGGACUGGUCUUAAGCAGACUUUGUAAAAUAAGGUAUUUGACGAUCAUUACAACACUUCAAAAAUGUGACUUUUGUGUCAUAUUUAAUACUGUGUCAUAUUAGUCAUACUUUCUGGCUUAGUUGCCCUUAAAGGCAAAAGUACCUAAAAAUAUUACAAAGGCUUAAUCAUGGUGGAUUUUUUUUUUUUCUAAAAAAAGAUAAUACAGCACUACAGGAAAAAAAAAAAAAAAAAAACCUUUCUGUGAAUAGUUAUUUUUACUUGACAGGGCAAGACUAUGAAAUGUUCCCAAUUAAUAUUACAUGGGAUUCUUUUUACGGUUUUCUUUUUAAAAAAUAUAUUUCAGCAUUUACCUUGAUUGUAAUGUACCUCAUUGGCUGUGGUUUUGUUUGUUGGCCUAACUAUAAAGGAUCUGCUUAUACCCUUGUGGGUUGGGAAGAAUUAGGAUUUAUGAAUUUAUUUCCUCUGUUGUAUUGUUUAAACAGCUUUGGUUUAGUUUUGAUCCCUUCCUCUUGCCUUUGAGGCUGUUCCACGGUGUCAGCUGUUGACUGAUAGUAAGAGAACUGCCUCACAGUGUGAAUGAAAGAAAACUAGCGGUUGGUAAACACUGAUAAGGGAUAAAUAGAAAGCGGUCAGGCAGAGAUAGUUCUGUGGGAGCCCAGAUUGUGUGCGGUCUGUUAAAAUGAGAUUCUGAGCCUGUCCUUUUUAUUCUUCCUCCCCUCCCCUCCCCUGUGCGGCGUUUGUCUGGAAAAUCUCCAGUGACCCGGCUCGGCAGUCCCAGGCUGCAGUAUUCUCUUUUUCUAUUUGUUUUGUUUUCUAACAAGGGUCAAGUUGGCCAAUAGACAUGUCCCUGAUGCUUAUAGACAGCUGUCAUGACUUUAAGUGCUCACAAUAGUCACAUUUUACACAAAUUCAUGGUUCUGCACCAAUAAGCACUGCAGCAAGAGAUUUGAAGAAAAAAAGGAGAGGUGCACAUAAUUUUCAAAAACCCAUUUCAAUACCUAUCGCCACAGAAUUUAUCUCAAAAAGAAAAAAAAAAAACAGAGUUUGAGCACUUCUGAACAUCGUCUACUAGAUCAGCCCUUUCAUACAUGCUAAAAGUCUCAUUAUGAAGUCAGUGUUACAUGUACAUAUCACCAGUGAUAUUAAUUACAGUCACAUCAUGAUAUAUUUACACUUGCCUUACUAUUCACCGUGGGGAAUAUAAAUCUAAUUUCUCCAUUAAAAUCACUCGACUGUCUUUUUUUAGAAGUAGCCUGCUCCUUCCAGUGAUCAUUGUUUUCUUUUUUUUCCUUCCCGGGUGAAUCUAUCUUUUAUGUGAUUAAAAAGACCUUCAGAGGUCUUACCUUGAGGAUCACCAUGUGGUGUAUUUACACAGAAAAUAAUUCAGCCUAUUGUAGCCCGGCAGCUAAUGAGAUUGGUUGUUAAGUGAAUGACACAAAGGCUACAAAAAAAAAAAAAAAAAAAAGAAAAAAAAGAAAAGAAAAGCUUAGCGUUUCGGGUGAAUAUCACAGUGUCCCUGCACACACUCUCACACUCACACACACACACACACAAACCAAACACACUCUCUCGUCAGGCAGCGAGACUCUGGACUGUACCCUGUUACCCCACCUCGAUAUCCUUCUGCUCCGUCUCCUCCCCGACGUCAGCAUGAGAGGCAAAACAAAGGCUAAAAGGGGCAUGGUAAGUCGAGCUCGUCGUUCUGCCCUGUCGGACAUGUUAACAAGAGUGCAUGUAGAUGUAGGAGACAAGUGAUGCUGUUUGUCUGCGUGAGGAUGAGCUGUGCUGUGUUAGCCUCAGGCUCACAGAAGUACAUUCAUUGAAGGGUCAAUAACAGUGAUGCUGUUUUAUGUGACUCAGAAGACGAUCUCUGCUUUUUUAACUUGACCAUUCUUAACUUCUGGAUCGCUGCUGAAACUUUCCUCUUUUUUUUCCUUUUUUUUUUUGGGAGCCACUUUCUCGCCUUGAAUAUUUUUGGGAUGUGAACUGUAUGUCAGAGCUAUGGCUUCAUUUUAUUCAUGAAAGAGUAAAGUUUUUUUUUUGUGUGUGUGUGUGUGUAUCUGAGAUGUGGUUCAAUGUCAAUGAUCCCUGAGUUGCGGUUGACUCUGUGUUGUUAAAGGAAUUACCAAAAGAUCAGUGCAAUGUUUAGCAGAGAGGAGAUCUUUUUUAAGCAGCCAGACUUAGUUUGCAUCAAUCCUGAGAAGUUAAAACACUCGUGUAAAAGUGAAAAGAUGUUAUUUUGACAGAUUUUGAACCCUUCUCUUGGACUCCUCUUCAUUUUGAUCCCUGAAUAGCAGCGCUAGAGCAUCAUAACUGCUUGCUGUUACACAAAAAAAUGUAAGUGCAUUAGCUUAUCAUGCUCCACUGUGAGGCUGGCAAAGUGGGUUAAAGUCCAUCGCGUAUAUUAAACCCUGGACUUAAGUCAAAUUUACAUUUUGUUAAAGAUUACUCCUUUUAUUGAUGCACAUAAUCAUAUUCAUGGACCAUCUGCUGAUUUGGCAAGCAUGGAUCAAACUCACAAAACAGCUCUGCUAACCUCUUAAGUACAAAAUAGUCUGGCUUAACUCAGCUAGCCCAGAAGUGUGUGUGCACGAGUGUGAGAGAUUGUAUGGAUAUUGGAUAAUACUUAAUUUAGAUCCUCCCGGCUGCUCAUGCCAUAUUUUAUUUUAUCAUGAUCGCUUUGGUGGCAGACCAGCGCUCGUGUUUGAACAACUGAGCAAAUAAUGUUUGUCUGACAAUAAGCAAAGCAGAGUCUUGGUAUAAGGAAUCUGAUUAAACUCUUGACCACGGCGUACAGCUCUGAGUUUAUACCUGUCACCAUGGUAACGCAGAUUUCACAGUGCAGCUUUUGCACACUUCCACCUGGUUUGUAGAGCAGCGGUGUGGGCCUCACCUCUUGAGUGUAAGAAAAGGCUGCUUAAGGCUUCUCUGGUUAUUCCGAUGACUGAUUUCAUCCUGAACUAUCUCCCAGUGUGUGUUUCACAGAAAUAGGAAUUCACCAUUGGGCAUCCUUACUGCAUGAAAUACUUAUGUUCGACUCAUUCCAAACAAAGCUUACGCAGAUUGAGAAUUCAUAUGCCAGAGGUAAAUCCGAGUUAACACGGAUUUAUACUGGCAUGAGUUAAAGGACUAGAGUUUGUAAUCCAGGUGGCCAAGGGAUUUUACCAUACAGUGGCAAAAAUCACUUAAAACUCCCCCAACAUCCUAAGCCACUGAGCUCAGUAAGCAGACAGAUUGUUCAGAAUUGAUGACAGCACAACUAUAUCAGAGCUGGACUCUGUGUUUGUGUGUGCGUGCGAUUGUGCGUCUGUACGUACGCCUCUGUUUGUGUGUGUGUGUGUGCGUGUGUGCGCAUAUGUGAGCAUGUUUGCUUCCUAUAUGUACUCAAUUAGUACUAAAGGGGCUGUUUAGAAUUAGACCUUGACAGAUUGGUAUUAUUCUGCUUCAACAGGGUAGGGGAGGUGUUUGGGGAAUACUGCCUUCUAUCUGCAUAAACAUCAGUAGCAUAAAUACAAAGACAGCAACCUCCAUUUCAACGGCCUCUGACUGAUGAGCAAAGUGAUCAAAGUGGCUCUAAUAUUCAAAUCAUCAAUGUUUUAGCCGUCUUUUUCUUGAUUUCCCCGUGUAUGAAAAAGUAAAGGAAAAAAACAAAACAAAGGUGCUCCUUUAUAAGUAAAUGGGUUGGUGUGUGUUGACGUGCGCGCCCGUGUGCACGUGUGUGGAGGACAGAGGAGCACAGAUAGAGUGGGGUUGUUUAAUGACAGGAACAGCUGACUCAUUUAGAGAGAGCAGUGAAAGGUAAUUAACCCUGGGAAAACUACAGCUGCCAUGCGAGCUGUUCACUUCAGCGCAAUCUGAUUAGGAAUCACUGCUCGAGUCCCUGACUCCUUUCAGACGCUGUGUGUUCGAGGUAAACUUUUCCUCUCUGCCCCCGAGAGCCCCCGAGCACUGGAGACCUGCCUUUUGUGGUGGGGGAUUAGCUGGAACGGUUACUACGUUUCUCCAAAUUGCAGACCACCUGGUAGCAUUCAUGCCACCUCCUCCAUGAAAGGGCCUCCUUGGGCAGGAACAAUGAGCGGGAUUACUCUGCUCAUUGUUACACCAGGGCUGGAACUUCUUUUUCCCCAAACACCUGUCCCUAAAUUAGACAGGUUUGAAAAACCAUGUUCAUGACAGAAUUCAAAGAUUCAAACUAACAUGAGAGUGCUUCGGCCGGCUGGAGGCUUGCCAAUGGGUGAAUUGUCUGCCACUGCGUUUAUUAUGCUAUUGAUUCACUGUGUUGUGUAAGAAGAUACUAAUUUUAUUUGUCUCGAUAUUUUGGUGCUCUUAAUUGGAUUGAAAUUCAGAAAUAAAAUAGCAUAUCAUCUAGGCCCCUUUCAUACGAUAAGGGAACUCAAAAGCACCAGAAAUUUGGUCAAAAACAGAAAUUGGCUCUUUGAUGUCAGAAGAAACAAUCUGGACUUGGUGCCUUCGUGUGGUCCGGCUCCAGAUGAACUCAAUUUAGAGGGAAGGCUUUGGGAUGACUUUGGAAAGGGAUUACAAGAUUCAUAAAUCACCUCGGCAAAGGUGUCACCAUCUGACUCUUUUAUGGGACUCUUGCUAACUGCGUCCAAUAACAAGUUUCCCCUGUAGUUAUGCCAUCAUAACAAAUCAUUGAAGCGAUAGUGGCUAGCCAGGCUCCUAAUUGUCUGUUAAGAAUUCUGUGAGCUGUGUUCUUUUAUUGAAGCAUCUCUGUCUUGGAGAAGUGAUAAGAUGCCAAUACGCUCCUCUAUAAAAGUACUCUUUGGCAAAAGGCACAAACACUUUGCUUGGCCGUCAGGGUAGCUGUGAGGCUGUUAUAUCUGAAAUCGCAGUUGACUUCAAGAUUUUUUACUGUGUAUGCUUGAAUCCAGAAACCUCUAUAAGGCGGAGGAAUGCUCAUAAAGUGCCGGCAGAAUAAUUUACUUUCAGAUACAGAAUUUGUUCUCGAUUUUAUUUGAAAGGGAAACAAACACCGCCUUAAUCUUUAUCACUCUGAAUUCUGAUUCAUCUAAACAAAGUCAUCCUAUAUUUGUAUUUAAAGCGUUCAAAAAAAAAGUACAUUUGUAAAGGAUAAAAAACGUCAAAUUUCGCCCAAAUGCGACGUAUUUUCCAGGACUAAUUACCUGACCAACACUAACCAGGAGCUAAACACUGUGACACAAAAUGAAAGGCCAAGUUUCAGACAUAAAUUGGACACCCUAAACCUCUUUUGUCCCCUCCCCCGUCCUAAAAUCUAUCUGAGCUAUUAUUCUAAUGUCCAGCUGGUAUUUAGGCACAGGGCGUCUGAUGGCUCCCUGGCCACCUCACAAAAAGCACAAAAAAAGAAAAGUUGUUUAUCUAAAUACUCUCUGAACAGAAGUUGAUUUUAAUCUCUGCACAGAGCUUAAUUUAGUCCCCACAAACACAUUUGCAUGUCAAUGAAAAACAGCAAAAGCAACUGCCUGCUUUUUCUGUCCACAGUUUAACCUGCUUUCCAGCGAAUGAGGUGUUUCCAAGCAGGUAUAUUCCUGCCAGCUCACCUUUUGCUUGAACUUUGACUAUUUUUAUGUUUAGCCAGGUCUUUGCUGCAACUAAAACUCCCUAUAGGGUGCAUAUAAAUUAUGAUCAGUUGACUUUAUCCUCAGACAUCCAUUACAAGGAAAUAUGAAAGUACAAGGUGCUAUCUCCUGCCGCUUGCUCUUUAUUCUACAUAAACAGAAAACACUUAGCAUGUAAAAUUAAUGUGAAAAUUAUUCCCGGGGUAAACUAUAAACACAGAAGUUACCCCGCACAUUUACCCUUUUUUUCUCCUUCCCCUAGAUCAGAGUGUAAUUGCCAGUAAUCAGGUCUGUUUGCUGCUGAUAAAACCACUCUGAAUGCGAGGAACCCUCUUUGUGUGAUGACUCAAUUAUGCCAGAAGUGGCUCAUCAAACCUGGCCCAUCAGCUGCUUUAAUAAAUAAGGAGGAAAACUUGCUGCAGGCGCAUUAUAAUUCCAUUCAUUCCAUAAUUAAAUCCAUUCCAGUUUUAACCCUUCGCUCUGUGUGCUUCUGGAAGAGGAAACAAAAACAAGGAGAGAGGGGGGUGUGGGGGGGGUAAGUACACACCAGACAGUGACCUUGCACAGAGCACCCAUCCGUUCCCUAUAAUUCAAAAUGAUACUGUUGAAGAAAGGUUAAGAGAAGGCUUGUGCAGAAAAGGAUGGGAAUCAGUUAAGACCUGGCUUCUGUUUUCUUUUUUUUUUCUUUUUUUUAUUAUGUAUGCAUUGUUUCCACACACAGCCUUACACAGUAAUUAUAUUAAACGAGUAAUCUAAUCAUAACAGUUGCUUGGUUGAGUGUGCAGCACUGACAUUUUGAAAUCUUAUUUUGUGUAAUCUCAUUUGCCUCUAUCAUCUCGCCUGUACCCACUAUCUAAAAAGGAAAUGUAAAUAAUGUAAUUAAUUUUAUGCUCUCCAGAAUCUUACUUUACUCCAGCCUGUUUUAUUUAUUGGCUGCAAGAUGAGGUAUCAGUGCUGUGUGUUGUUUUUUUUUUUUUUUUUGAACUCCACCACAAUAAUGUCUGUGUUAAUUACAUGAGAGCGUCCCAAGUGCACGGAUAAGCUUGGAACAAGGGGACACAAAGACUCAAGGUCAGUGAUGAAUCUCCACAGCAGCUGCACGGCAUUAAUAAGGCAUUAUAUGAAAAAUAAUCAUAAUAGCAUCACUUACAACAAAAUGCAAGAGUGCGCCGGUGUGUUUUACAGAUAUUUCCUCUCCACCAUCCUCAGCCUGGAUCCAGCUUUUCUGAUAAUGGUGCGAGGCAAUGGUUAUUCAUGACUGCUGGACUGGGAAGGUCCCCCUCUUUUUUUUUUUUUAACCCCCAGUCACAGCCCAUUCUCUUCCUCUGUGGUGGGAAUGCUAGCAGAUGGGGUUAGGGGGGAAUGGGCUGGGCUCAAGGACAGCUAGCAGCCAGAUUAACACAUAGAAAAUCUCAUAGACCCCAAGCAUCAGGCUGCCUCCUUUCCCCCUUGAGAAAUCUGCCCUAGACACAGGGAAACCGUCCUCUCACAAGCAUUAUUUGUGUUGGGGUGUGUGCACCAGAAGAGGAGAAAGGGAAGGGGUGGGGGUAGGGGGGUGCAUAAAUAUGAUUCAGCAGAUGACGAACCAGCUCAAAUAGUAGUGAGUCCUUUUUUUCAUAUGCUAAUGAAAGCGGGUGAAUAACCCCCUCCCUCCUCGUCUUUUUCCCCCUAGUUUUGUUUUUCAGGGGGAAGCGCUCUCUGAGCUAUAAUUAAGAAGAUGUUGUUUUCUUUUUUUUUUUUUCAAAGCUAACAGAAAUAAAUAAUUCCAUAAUAAGAUCUGUGAAGUGAAGAGGCUUAAUGUACUCAUUGUGUUCAUCCUUGUUUUCCCUCUUGGAUGUUUUGUAUUAAUUAGAAGCAAGCAAUUUGAUCUCUGUCAAGCAAUCAAUUUGCAUUGUGCUACUUUAGUCCAUGUGAGAGUAUACGUACGUUCUUGCCUCUUUUUUUUCCAACUGCGUGACUCAAGGUUGUGAAAGUGAAACAAUAAAACCGUACACCGUAUCAGUUUAACGUGUACGAAGAGGAAGUUUGUUACUAAUGUGAUGUUUGUUGUUGUUUCUUAUGUUUCAGAUAAUGAAUUACACAGUCACGUCCUGAGAGAAAAUAAGUGCAAAGGCAUCAACCAGACUGGACAGUGCGGAUCUGGUAUCUCACCCCACAGAGCGCUCAGAAAACUACAAUCAAAGGUAAACAAGCGACACAGCUGUAGCUUUACCUCGACAUACCGUGUUAAAGUAACUUUCAUUAGGGACAAAAAGUCUCUGGUGAUGACUGAUUGUGUAACAGUGUUUUGGAUAAGUAGCACACUAAGUGGUGGAGUGUGGCUGCUCCUUUGACCACACUGAACACAAGCUGAGAUUGUUUUUUACUUAUGUAGAGCUGUGGGUGGCUGGCAGAUAAUAUACUCUUUAAAAGGCAGAGCUGAGUCAGCCUUUUCCAAAGUACAUGUUGCCUUUAGAUGCAGGGUGUUCUCACUUGGAUUUGUCCCUAAUAAAACUUCUUUAACAGACAGUUUUGUGGGCUCUAUCACAGGGUUUCUGGGUGUAAAGGACAAUCCCAGGAUUUCGGCUUUUAUAAAUGUUCACUUUGAGUAGUUUCUCUCUCUGGGUUUCAAACUACUAGAAAUAAAUAGAAGUUAAUAAAACUCACUAUAUCACUUUAAUCAACUUUAAAAACCAUACUUAAUGGGAGUUAAUCACUGUGUUUACUUUUGGAAAUUUGAUCCCCCAACAAUCCCAACUAUUUCCAGACAACACUUUACAUGAGUAGUUGGCAACUGCACGAGACAUAAUGCCAGAAAACAGACUGGGAUGGCAGGGGAAACACAACAUACAGUUGAUGGGAACAAGCAUCCCUUUAAUACCAACACGGAAAUACUACAUGAUAUUGUUUUUAGGUUAGAAACAAAGUUAGUGACGUGACACGAGAGUAAAUCACUGGCAUCGUUUUACAUUUAGACUGUUAGACGGUAAAUUGUUACGGGAUUAUUAUGAUGGAGUAAAAUUCCACUGGCAACACUUUGCUCUGUUAAGCCGUCAAAAACUGUAUUUAGAUUGAUUUUGUUGUAUUCAGAUAUAAGGAUAUAAGGAUGGUAAAGGUAUGUUUUUCAUUAUGAUAAACCUAUAAUAACUCAUUUUUUAUCCUUCUGUUAUUUCUGUUACUUAUGAGUGAGCACAGGUGGAGUUGAAUUAUUUAUAAAAAAGAUAUUAAACCUCAAAAUGAAGUGUUGGGAAUCAUGUAUGUUAAUGCUGAUAAAGGAUGAAAACAAGGGGUUGAAUUAAAGUAACUUCUCCACAUCCGUCGCCACUGUCCAGCAUUAAUUUUCACAGUAUAUCACUCUGCAUAAAAAACAUGCUUCGCGCGAUAGAAUUGCCACGUAUUCCUAAUUAAAAGCUAAAUAAUAUACCCUCCCUCAACCGGAUUGACUAGGGAAUGUCAAAUAAAAGCUCCCGUUUGACCCUGAAUGUAUCUAUUUGUUCUGCUUUGGUAAACACUCGGCGUCACAUGUUUGUCCAUGUUGUUGCCAUGCCAGGACUACCUGUUCGUACGCCAGAGCAUCCGCCGAGGCCUUCCUCAUUGUCUUGUUACUUGUCACUUCUUGUUAUGUGGAUCAGAGUUACAGUAGCCUCUGCUUUGUCAAAAUCCAGUUUGUCAUCAUUGUGUCAGAAAUGCACAGAGCACACUUUUCACGCAGCGCUUACGAAACAAGGGUUUAAAAUGCUUGUUUUAAUCAAACUUAGAUAAUGUGUGAAAACUGGAUACACAUUUAUUCAGCUACAAUGAGACUUAUUGUGUUUUUGGACCGGUUGUUGAUUAUUAAUCGUUUUUUAUAGCAGUAAGGUUUAUUUUCAGUAAAAUUACAGCACAUUGUCUCAAUACAAACUCAUAACAUUUGAUUAAUCCAGAUAAAUAUGCUAAAAAAUAUAAAAAAGGCAAUAAUUUUAAGACAAACUUCUUUGCUUUGCAUGAAAAGGGCGCUUCAAGAAUGCAAAACACCCUGAUAAUAAACCUGUCUGACUCACUCAUGCUGAUAUUUUUCUCCACUGAUAACAUCGUUUGAACUUUGAUUAACGUCCGUGUUAGGAUCUGAGGUUGUGCGAUGUUUGAGUAACAUUUUGCCUUCAGAACAACAAAUUUACACCAAAUGUUGAAGCAUCUCUGUGUGGAAAAGUGUAACAAACUAAUGAGGUACAUUCGUUUUUACAGAAUGUAAUCUAUAGUGUUUGGGAGUUGUUUGUCUCAAUAGGCUGUAGUAAUCAAAAGUAAUGAACCUAUUAUGAGCAGGACCUCUGAGGGCCCGGCGUGGCAUUAAGAGUGUGGCACAUAAAAGGUUUAUUAAAGGAAAUUAAGGUCCAUCACUGCCACACCUGCUCCCCUAUUAUAAAUGUAUGACAGGUCAGUGCCUUCAAUCACAACAGCAAACGAGAGAGAGGAGUCAUGUUUCCCAUUACCAGGGAAAAGUAACAGCAUAUCCUAUGACUCACAGAUUUCACUGGCCUGUGACCACUAUACGCCACCAUCAGCCUGGAAUAAUUAUGUUUAAUAGGUUUUAUUUGGGACACACAAGCAACAGCCCGCCAGAGUGGAUGGAUUUUAGCAACUAUUUUUGUCUAAACACACAGUUAGGUUUUGUCUGUACUUUCAUGUCGUUUUUUGGUGUCAUUACAUUUUCACUCACCUUUGAAACUUUUUUCAUCCUAACAUUAUACUUAAUGUGUUUGCAUAUUUUUUUUUUUUAGCUUUGUGAUUUUGUUAAAUGAAAAAUUGAUUUUAUGUUUCACCGGCUCAGAUUGACGGACAAAAAAAUGGCCAUAAACCAAAACAUUUUGCAGCCUCCUCUCUUUGAAAUGCAAAAAAAUAAAUGCACACAAUGAUUAAAACAUUAGCACGUGUUUUGUUUAGGGACUAAUUUGCGUUUUUUCUUUACAGAUGGAUUCUGAAGGCGAGGAGCAAACCCUGAAAGUGUGUAACGGUGGCGCAGGUGAGUACAGCUUUUUUCCACUAAACGCACACUAAGCACACACAUAUUCCACUUACCGCCAUGGGCUAGGGGUAUCAGUUCAACAAUCCAACUUUAUAACUGUCAAUUUUACGUAUUAUCUUACCGGUCUGAAGAGCACUGCAUCGCCAUUUCAUUAUUCAGAGGGGAAUAACUUCAUUAAAUUGAAACAGUGGCUCAAAUUAGUUAAGGAGUGUGUCUAUAUUGUGUGAUUGAAAACCUCUAGACUGGAUAUGUCAUUAUGCGAGUGUUCAGGGCCUCCGAGGCCUUCACUAUCCGCGCCGCAGCUAUUACUACAUGGGGGGAAAUUCAUGAAAAGUGUUAUUAUUAUUGGUCGUGCUUCAUGGGAGUAGAGGUAGAACUUGUGAAUGAGAUUUACGCCGGGGCCUCUGGGAAAAUUGAUUUAGCCUUUUAGAUCAUGUUGUCAAUGCUGUCAAAGGAUGAGCGCCUGUUUGUGUCAGACCGAAUGAAAAGCUUUUCAGAUCAAUGAAGAGCCCACUUCUCCAUCCUUAUUCUGAUUACACCCGAUGGCAUUGGAAAGAAAGAAUAGAAAAAUACAGUAAAAGGCUUCAUAAAUCAGUGUUAGCUUCGAUGUUGUCAUCCUCGACGUGUUAUCUUUAAAACAAAUAUUUAAAGAGCAUCGAGUUUAAUGAGCAAUAGUCUAAAAGUAGUGAGCCGCUUUGAGGCUUUGAAGGGGAAUACAUGGACAGAUGCUGUGCCACUGUAGUGGAAAUGUAAACAUGACUUUUUAUCUGUUCUUUUUUGGCCUUUAUUUCACAGGGCUGGCCGACUGCAUCGCUGACACUCACAGGUGAACUCUUUGAAUUUUCUCAUCUUUUUCAUCUUAAUGCCAAAGAAGAAAACAUUUUCUUCCCAGAUCAUAGAUGUGUAACAUAAGGGAGGUUUUUAAGUAGCCGUAAAUAAAAAGUCCCUGACUUAAGCGGUUAAAGCUUUAAAAUGAGCCAACUGAGGCCUUUGUUGACCCUGCUGUGCUUUUUGUCCCGUCCCUCUUCCCUGCAGCCCAUAUGGGUCCAUGGCGAGGAAGAGGAGUGCUCAGGAAGGGGUGCAGGGCGCCCCCGUCAACAAGAGAAAGUCCCUGCUGAUGAAGCCCCGCCACUACAGCCCCAGUGAGGCAUGUGAAGAGGAGAGCGAGGACCUGGCACCGCCACAGGACAAAGAAGAGCUGAGGAACAUUGACACUCCAGCAGGUAAACAGAUGUCCUGUUGUUUUGUCUGUUUUGAUGAACAAUUGACGCUGAAUUUUAAAAUCCCAUCUGUUGCAUUCAUAUUUCCCUCCCUCUGCCAUCAGCCAGCAGCCGCAGUCAUUGUGCAGUGGAAGUGAAAGACUACACUGCUGGGUCCACAUUAGUUGUGUCUCACGUCCACAAAUUGAAGUUUUGACAGCUGAUCUGCCAUGAUAUUUCUGGCGUGGCUGUACCGUCUUUUGAUGAGGCCAGAUUUCAGACCCCCUCAUCUGUCCUUUUUCAAUAGCCGGUCCAAACCCAUUGAAUCCAUAGAAUGAGAAACUGAAAAGGAGGGGAGCACCAGUUCACUUUGAUUUAAAUUAAACUUCUUACAUCCCUUUAAACUGAAUUUUUAUUGAAGUCCCCUUCUGUGGAAAACAAACAAGGCGUCAACACUGCUUGGCUGAUGCUCUGAUGUUUUUACUGUUUUAUUUUUACAAAGACUUUACUAAAGCACAGGGACAUUUCAUCGACAACAGUUAGAAAUUGUUUAUUUUCACUUAUGCCACUGGCCUUUUCGCAAGCAAAAAUGUUUUUCUUUUCUCCUAAUGAAUUGAAUUUUGUGCAUUUUGGCAACAAUGCUCGUGGUGUACAUGUGCAUUCUCGCCCACUAUAAUCUGCACUGAUUUGGUAUAUUUUUAACGAUGUAACUAAGCAACAAACGUAAUUGUCCCUUUCAAAAGCUUUUGUUAGGCCCUCUAACACAGUCUAAUACAUAAUUAGGCAUAAUGUCUACGGCUCAUUAUAGUACACAUGUGUGUAGUUAAAUGGACCAGGAGAGUAGCUCACUGAAUUGUGUGGAUUCAUUGGAAAUGGAAUUUAUUUGUUUCCUGGGUUCAUAUUACAUUACUAUUAUCAAAGUAAUUCACUGAGCAUCAUCAGUUUUUCCUUUUGUUGAUGUGUAUUUUAAAUACUUUUCCUUUUUAUCAGCCAACACUGAUUGACUGCUGUAUAUUUUCCUUAUUUGAACCUGAUAUUCAGCAAACCAGCUUUAAAACAAAACAAAAUCCUGCCAGAAUAUAAAAAAGUCGGAAUAGUGUUAAAUCAUCACGGAUAUUGAUAAACAAUUUCAGAGCAUAUUUUUCUGUUAUUGUCAGUUUUUGGGGGGGCUAUUUUCUGUGGAAAAACAAAAAAUUGGAAAAGUGGACUGGAAGCAAUAAGAAUUUUUGCAGUGGGAAGCUGGUCAUAUCUGCAUUUUAACAAAAAGGGAGAAAAAUAAGCCUCUCGUUUGGUCGAGCCACACUGCGUUCAACUCCAGCCAACUGCAGCCCUGCUGCAGAGUGCUGGUAAUGGCUAUUCUGGAGUACAAACUGUUCACCUGUUCCAACACACAAACCACCGGAGGGAUCCAAGUUUUUUUCCUCCACCGCUUUCUUUUUUUUUUUACUGCACUUCUGUGUCUCUGGGUUUGUACAUGUGUAUGUGAGUGUUUGUGUGUGUGUGGGUAUACGUCUGCGUGCCUGUCUGACUGUAUGCGGCUGUGUCAGGCCGGGGAGUCCAUCUGGAUGGAAAACAAAACCCUCGUUGCGUCUCUCAUAAAUGUAAAUACGCAGCUUUAGUUUUUUCAUUCAACAAGGUUUGUCUGUGGACACCUCUUUUUCAAAAUCUUUCACUACAGAAAAAUGCCAUCAACACUUUAUAAUAUUGUUUAAAAUGUAUUAAAACAUUGUCUUCUACUGCAUUUAGUCAUGCCCAUAAUAAUAUGAUAGUUUGUCUUUUUAUUAGUGCCACAUAACUGAUGUUAAAGCUCAUUUGGAGAGGAUUUAGUUUUUGUGCUGCUCUCAUUAAUAAGUAGCCGCUGCCUGAUAAUGCCACUAUGUGUGAUCUGAUUCUAACAAUCCAUCUCUAUCUGUCUCUUCAGCAUAUCGAAUCCCACUUUGCUCCUAGUGUCUAGCCACUUAAGAGGAUCUAGGCCCAGAGAAAGUAUAAACCCAAAGAGCCUUAAUCGAGCAUAAGUUUGAACGGUUUUGGAGGAUAAAGAGAGAUUUUGUUGAAUCAAUCCAGAUGAUAGCUUUCCAUUGUUAAUCACUGACCAUGACUUAAUAUAUAAUCAGUGGUGUUAAUAAAGAGUUGUUUCAGAUGCUUUUUAAAGGAUAACAUUAACCCUCUUUGUCCGCUGAUCAGACUCUCCAUGUGAACUAUCUUCUGGCUUUCUGAACAUGUGACCGGGAUUUCUGGAUUUAUACUAAAAAGAUAAACGGCAGUGGGUCAGUGCAAAUUAAUUUAUUGAGAGCUCUCAGCAGAAUAAGCCGGAGCAAAGAGAUUUCAACAAAAUAAGUAUUUAAAUUUAAGAUGUGCAGCUUGUGUAUUUUAUAAACUGCAAUGACGCUACUACAUUUUCAUUUAUGAUACCCUGUAACACCUGCAAAAUUUUUGAAGCACAGCAGUGUAGAGUUUAGUCAGAGAUCUUUUAAGAUAAUAAUCCUUGUCUUUAGUAGAAGUAUUUCUCUCAGUCUUUAAUUUGACAAAUCCUCUUCUAAAAUUAUAGACCAACAUAUUCCAGCAUAUUGAGUUUAAAUUGUUUAUAACACAUUUUAAUAUUUUCUCUCAAAAAUCUAAUGUGGCUAUUCAGGGAUUAUUGAAAAAAGUGCAAAAGUAAAAAGAGUUUACAGAGGAAGGUAAAAUAAUUCAGCAGUUUUUCCUGAGUUUUUUUGUUUUUUAAAGGAUGUAUUUGUGAGGUGUGCAAACAAACAAGUUAUUAUUAUGAUCUGACCCGACAAUAAUAAUGUGGUAUUUCUGAUCUGCAUCCCCAUGCUUUUCUACAAUAAUUUUUUUGAGCUUUUUACUUUUUCUUUUUCUUAGCUAUUUAUACCAUUUCAGAUUUUUUUGGAUCUUUCUUUCUUGUAAAACAGCUGAUACAUGCGGACCCUUUUUUAUAAUUAAGACUAUUGUGUUUCCGGCUGAGGUGUGUGGUUUGCUUCUCCUAAACUAGUCCAGCCACAGAAGACAGGACCAGGAGAUUCCUCUCCUUCAUCUUCCUCUAUUUGAUUUCCUUCUUCUGUGUCUGAGGGAAUCCUCUUUACUUCACUUGUUCUCAUCUCUAAAAACAACUAUUAUGUGUUUUAAAAUAAAUAUAUAUCUGACGCUGAUGACAACAUGUUGCUGCUUAGCUUGCACUUAAAAAUACACAUAACUAAUUAAAACCCUGAUGUUCAGUGUCCAGCGUACACUAAAUCCCUCCAUAAUCUUGUCCUAAAUCUAUUUUGGGUUGUUGCUCCAAUUGGAGACACAGACGAAGAAAAAAACAAUUGUGUGUCUCAUCUCCAGGUUUCAUGUUCAACUAGCACUAAAAGGAGUCACAAAUGUUAUUUAAAACAUACUUGAAUUGCUCUGAAAUCUUGGAACAUUGUGAUCACAUUGCAACAUGUGUUCUUACUAAUCCCCUAAAAGGUUAUGAAAAAACAUGUUUUCCCCAAGACUCUAUUUGUCAAAAAGUAACAGAAAAACUAAAACCUUUAAAGGAUUUGGAGAAGAUUACAGAUGGAGGACAUUCAAUUCUUCGCCCGAGUGUUAGAAAAGGGUCACAAACAGCACUGAGAAAUAAGUGUUUGCUUGUCGUUUCAGAUGGAAACUUGAAUGCAAUCAAUGGAGUUGCCCACAAAAAUGGCUGCUAUGAUGCUGCAGCCAGGUCCAGCGACUCCCUUGGAUGGUCAGAGGUUACAUCUGAUGGCUCUCCACAGUGUGAGCCGGAUACAUCUGAGCGUCUGAUGGAUGAGGACGACGAGGAGCUCCUUCAUAACAAUGUAGAAGAAGACCAAAGUCAAGACAGGAUGAGCCGAACAUCAUCCCCACACACGAGUCCAUACGAUGACAUGAGAGAGGCCGAGUGGGAGCCUCUGUCUCUGUCUGCCAAAGUAAACGGCUCUAGCUGCAGUCCCUCCAGAGCCUCUGAAGACCGUAAUGGCCUCGUGAAAGAAGAGCCUCACCCAGAUUUAGGCAGUCUGAUGGCGAGAGCGAACAACUGUCAGGCUGAGGCUUUGAGAUACAGGCCUCUGCCCACGGAAGAGGACAGUGACGGGGAGGCAGAGAGGCCUCCUCGGCUGGAUGGCUGGGCUCUGGGCCUCCAUGAGAGAGGCCUAGAGAUGAGCCGUGGGAGGGUGAACCUCAGCCUGCUGGAGCAGGCCAUAGCUCUGCAGACGGAGCAAAGACAGGUCCUGCACCAUGCCUACAGGGAGAUGGACCGCUUCCUCCUGGAGCAAAUGACCAAUGAAAGACGGCACCACAGGAUGAUGGAGAUGGACGGGAGGCUGAACUAUCAUGGAGGGAAAGGUAAGGCUGAAUCUGUGAUGCAGCGUAGGUGAACAAGAGAUAAACUCAGUCCAAAAGAAUUGAAGUUAUCAUUUUAUGACUGUUUUUUCAUAAAUGUACCUUCCUCCAGCAUAAAUCAAAUAGACCACUUGGGAUUUGGCGCUCACAAAAAAACAUUAAAAGGAAUAAAAGAAGCAUACGCAUGUAAAGGGGGGAGGACAUCAGAGGGAGGAAAUCCUCUUAAGCACUAAAACAUUUUGGCAACAAGUGAAGUAAUAAAUAAACAGACUAAAAUAAAGAAGAACAAAAUUUUCUGAUGGAAUUGCUACUACUCAGAAUAUUGGAUUUUGAUAGGAAUCAACUGGAUAUUUAACCAUGACCAUAAGUCUUAAAUCCUCCUAAAGUACCUCUCAUGUUUCCCUCUGAUUCUUCAAAUGACUGCAGCUAAAUGUGUAAUCCUAGAUGUAAUCUUUCGAUGGAUGGGCAUUAAGAAGUGAAUGCUCUGUGUUGAACUGCAGCCUUAACUAAAAUGACAGAUUAAAAGAUGCAUUUUGUGUAAAAAGUCUCUAGCUUUGCAUGAUAUUUCAAUCUGUUGGCCUGUGUGCAACAUGUAUACAGGAAAGUGCAUUACAAGUAUUUUUUACUUCUUGAUAGAAGGCAUGCGAUGACAGAAGGGCUUUGGCAGUAAUAUACGGGGUUGUGAAAUCUUGCUUUACUUUGUCCACAGACUCUCCACGCACCGAUAAAAAGGAUAUUAAGUGUCCAACCCCUGGCUGCGACGGCACUGGCCAUGUCACCGGCCUGUACCCACAUCACAGGAGUUUGUCUGGGUGUCCCCAUAAAGUCCGAGUCCCUCCGGAGAGUAAGUUGGACGGACAGUUUUGUAUGCAUACGGAUGGUUUGUUCCAAUAAAAACUGCCAGUUUUAGGAUUUACAAUCACAGCAAUUGAAAUCCUCUCAGCACGGACCCAAAGACUAAAAAGACCUGCUUAUACAUUGAGUUCAAUUCAAAGAUGUGCCAGAAACUUUUCAAACAAAUUUGAAGGAUUUUCCCUCUCUCUCUUUUUCUCAUAAUACGUUGUAAUGUGUGAAUGUUGAAUUCUUUUUUUCCCUCCUCACAUUGGCGAUUGUUAAGUCAUUUCAAUAUAACUCAACAAACAUUCGACAUUAAACAGUAAUGUUACAAAAGGAACAGAAAAAGUAAUUAACUUUUUCAAAAAAGCGCGUGCUCUUAGUCUGGAGGCAGUAUUUGCAAAUCAAAGGGCUAGCUAACGCAGCAUUCAAAAAUAAAUAGACAACUCCAACAAACUAAUUGGAGAAUGUGCACAGAGAAGAAGUUUCUAAGGAUACAGAGCGGACCUUUAACGACGCGUUUGUUUUGAAGAAUAUAAUCAGCUGUCUUGUUACGCUCUUCUUUGCACUAAGCUAUUUACAUUUCAGCCACAUUACAGAAUCCCUCACAAUGAGAAAGCCUUUUGCUUUUUUCUCCUGUUUCUGUCUCUGUAGGAUCUUUGCUCUAUAGGCACUAAUGCACCAACCACCAACAUAAUUCAUCGUUUAACACAUGAAAAUGCAUUUGUGUUAUUCCCACAAUGCUUUGUAUAUGUCUUUUAAGCUUGAUUAUGCCUUACAUGUUGAAUUAUGUUGGACAUCUUUAAUGCUAAUCUUCUCCCUCUGUCCUCAUCUUCUCAGUCCUGGCCAUGCAUGAGAAUGUCCUCAAGUGCCCGACCCCUGGGUGCACAGGAAGAGGCCACGUCAACAGCAACCGUAGCACCCACCGGAGGUAAAUCCACAGGAGGGGACGGUCAAAUAUUUGCACCAUAUUCAUAGAUAAGUCGCACUGUGAGGCUAACAUUUUGAUUUCCCCUCUUCACAGUCUCUCAGGCUGUCCUAUUGCUGCUGCAGUGAAAGUCUCCAAACCUCAGGACGAAAGCCUGAAAUGCAGACAAACACCUGACCGCUCACCCAGGUACACUGCCAGAAAAGACGGAGGAUUUUGAAUCGUUUCAUAUGUGCUGAAAAAUAAUUACAGCAAGAGUACAAAAAUGGCAUUUGGCCAUUGUAGUGUACUGAAGUUGUAAAAGCAAAACUGAGGUUAUGCAAAAAAAAAAAAAAAAAAAAAGAGUGAUAAACACUAUAAUUGUUAAAGAGAGAGUGGGAUAUUUUUAUUCCAUGAUCCCAGCAGAACGCAUGGUCUAUUUCCAGCUUUCCAAGCAGACAUAAGCAACGGUUGCUGGUCCUGUGAGUUCCUCUCUAUUAGAGAUGAUAAAAGAGCAGAACUCUUUGUUCCCUGUGGAUAUAUCAUGGGCAGCAUGCCCACUCCUACUAUAUUAAUUAGUCUGGCAACCUGGCUGUGGAUCUACAACACACAUCAGAUCCCAGACUCUAUGUGUACAAAAGCACUGGCAUCCCUGAAUGCUCUAAAACAAUGUCUAUGCUUAAGUGCUUAAUAUGAGCCUGUUGGGCACUUGUUAUUGCAUUUUUAUUGCAGGGCACCAGUUUUUCCCCAAUAAAAUCAACUCUUUGUUUAUUAAUUUGUCUCCUCACAGAGCCAUGGGCCUGAUAAAGAAGUUUGAGAUGAACCAGUUGAACUACAGGCUCUCUCACCCUGUAGCGGCCUUGCAAACGAGCCUCACAAAAGACAUGGACAAGUACAGCAGAAUCCGCUUUGAUUACGCCAGCUUUGAUGCACAGGUCUUCGGCAAACAGCCUCUAAUGGGGACCAACCAGGACCAGGAAAUGUCACAUUUCCCAGACUGUAAGUAUCAAACAUGUUAUUUGAAUGAGAAAGCACGAAUGUCCUAAGUUAACAUAUUGAACACACCCUCAUUCAUUGUGGCUUUUGUUCAGCUACAAGGAUGCAUCUGUUUUGAACGGUUUUGUACCAUUAAGUUGGAGUAGGACACCUGGUGUCUCCGUAACUGAAUUAUUCACUAAUUAUUUGUCUUUUAGCACCUCAGCAGUAUCCUGGCUUCCUUGGAGCUCCAGGUGGCCGUUUGCCCACCUCUGGUCAGCACAGCCCCCCGAGUCAAUUCAAAAAAGAAGACGGUCUCCAAGCGGCAGCAGCGACCGCCGCCAUCCUUAACCUCUCCACUCGCUACCGGAAGAACAUGGAGGCUGUCGCCGGCCGGCCCUUGGCAACCUCCACAAAGGUAAUCAAAUUAGACCACUUGGAAAGGUAUUUAAUGUGGUCAUUUUAAAGGAACUCUGAUUUGUGUAUAAAAGGAAAGACAUCAAAAGACAGAAUUUGGCAAAGGGAGCUGGGCGCUCUGGUGGCAGAAAAACAAGGAGGGUUCCUCUCUAUAAAGCUUUAAUGUACACAAAUAAAAAUUUGUGUAAUCACAUCAAAAGAAGAAAGACAUUCAGCCUUCUUUCCCAAUUACAACUACUUGAAUAUUUUUUUUAUUAAACAUGUGGUAGUGUAUUUUGUUCGACAUCAGCUGGCAUGUAAAAACCCUGAACUGUUGUCUGAAACUGCAUCUUGCCCGCUGCAGAUGGCAGAGGAUAUUUUGCUUAGUUAUAUGAUCCAGCAUAGACUGUGUGUCUACACAUGAUAGUCUUUACAAGCAUUUUAACGGAUUAAACCAAUCAGUUAAAGGAGUUAACAUCUGAAAAGUUUAAUUCACUCUUAAUCCAAACUCGUCUGCUGUCAUUAUCUUCGGCAUUGUGCUCAUCUUUCUCCAAACUCUCUUUAUGAUUAAUAUUGAUCACAUUCUGUGGGUUACAUACGUGCAUACUGUACUGUAGAUGAUUCAAGGUUUCCACACCUACACAGCACAGAUCCUUGUCUCCCAGCUUGUUGAGCUGAGAACGUGGCCUUGUACCAGGUACCAGCCCACUGAAUGAAUAAAACAGUGUUAGCAAGUUAAUCAUCUGUUCUCGUUUACAGCUUAGUUGUCUUGGAGAGUCGCACAAAAUAAAGAACAGCUUUCAGGUCUGAAAAAAAAAGGGGGGGCCAUAUUUAGAGUGUUACAUGUCAUCGGAUGCUUUAACUUAUCUGCAUAUGUAUAUGACACGUUGAAAUAUCACACACUUAGAGGACCAAAUAGCUUUCCUUUAAAGCGUGAAUUCAAGCUAAUUUUACUUAUUCAUCCGCUCGUAGGAUAUCAUUAGGUAUUCGAAUACAGCGAGAGGUAAAGAACUCUAUACUGAGUUUUAGUUUUCUGCUGCACUUUCGAACCUGCACAUGAAAAUAAAUUGCAAUAAGUCUUUGAGUUUUGACUUUGUGCACACAUCAUCAAAUGGCUGCAUGAUUUAAGUGGACAGCCACAUCCAGCGUCCUUGUAAAUUAUCCCCUUUAAUUAAUUUGAAAAGCCUCCCUUUGUUACAAAAAAAAUAAUGAUGUAUAGGGUUUAAUGAAACAUAUGCGUUGAAUAAUUGGUUUCGUUUAUGAAAAGGGGAUUUCAGCAUUUAAUGAGGUAAAACUUUUAAUACCAUAAAACAGCCAUAAGUCAUCAUGCUAUUGCGUUUCAGCGCAGCAACGACAAACACAUCUGUCAGCGGGGUAACUUAUGCCACAUUAAGCUUUUUAAUUUUUGCAAUAAUAAUGAUGACCUAAAACCAGCAACCCCUCCCCAACCCCCAGCUGCCAUCUUGGUUGUGUGUCCUAGAAAACAGAUGACACAGCUGUCACUGAAAAACUACACACCAGUGAUUAUUUUUUUUUGUGUUCAGCAGAAUUAACGCUGGCUUAGUUUGGUACUUUGUCUGGUGUGAGAUAACCACUGUACGUAUUAUUUAAAUGCAUUUUGUGUUUGCUUUGCGUUUCAAGAUAUUUUUCAUGUUUACAGAGAAAUGCUGUUAGGUUCAAGUUUACCAUAUCACCACUGUCAUAUUAAUGAGGCAGCGUACGGUUUUAUUUACACUCCUUUCAGUGUAAUCAGGAAAAAAGGUCCUGUUUUUCUCCCCUGUUUCAUUUGUUUUCACAUAUCAGCUCACACCGCAAUGAUAUAUAAGGCACUCAUUAUCUAUUGUACUCUUUAGAGCAUGUUUUGACUUGUUGUUAUUGAUUUAAAUUAAGGAUUCAGCUUCUUUGUCUUCAGGACAUGCUCAUAGAAGUGGAUGAAAACGGCACCCUGGACUUGAGUAUGAAGAAGUGUAAAGAAACUAUAAAAGCGCAAACAAAAACACCUUUGGACGACCCGCUGUCCCCGUCUGAGUCCUCUAUGGCCAAAAGCGGGACAAUGCUCAUCAGCCCCGCCUUCUACCAGCCGCUGUGUGAGAGAGACAGCUGGGAGAGCCCUGUCCCUGUCAACUUCAGCAAAGCACACGUUUUACAGGAUCCAGAGGUAAGGGAAAAAACAAAAACAACAAUAACAACUGCCACUUUAGAUGUAAUCUGGACAUGCAAAAAUGCACUUAGUGCGCUGGAAAUGGGAAAAAUCAAAUGAUGCUUGUUUGAGAGUGACAUGGUGUACAGUAUCUGGUGUUGUAAUACGUGACAAACAGAGAGCUCAGUUACACAAAGUGACGAUGCCACAUGGAGAUGAAGCAGCUCUUUAAAAGACAAUAAAAAGAGGGAUAGUAAGAGUCACGAUGCCCCGGGAAGCAGGACCUGAGACAAGGUUUUACCUGAAUACUUUUUAAAGUUCUUUGAAAAAUAACUUUGAUUGUUCCUGUUUUAAUCUCAAACUGACUAAUGCAGCUAUAUUUUCUCUGUCUACUCUGAAAUGAACACAAUAAAGCUGACUUAAAUAACUUUGUCAGAACUCUUUCUUUCUGUAUCAUCUCAAGAACUUGGGCCUGAUAGAAAAGCCCUCUAGAAAAUAUAUGAUGAAAACUUUAGGCCCAUCUACCUGAAAUACAGUACUGCAAAUUAAUUUUCCAUGAUGGUCUUAAGGCUGUUUCAAAGCCCUCCUCUCUCUUUUAAGAAUUUAAGGAAUACUGGGUCUUCUUUUUUUUAUCAUUAUCUAUCAGAAUCAAUAAUAAAUAUAAUAUCUAUAUCACCUUUGAUAUAUCAUCUUUGAGGUUGUCAAAUCAUUAAAAUAUAUAAAUACUCUCUUUUAUUCUUAAUUAAAGCGUCGACCUGUUUGCAGAGAAACUGGUCAAACAUUUACCUUGACUUUUUUUUGUCAUUUCAUACAAAGAACCGGUGCCGGUUUGGGCGUCAUAUAUCAUUUCUGUACGGGGGGCCUGGCUGAAUCUUAAUCUGUGUUUUUAAAGGUUUUCUUCUCGGUUGGUAUUCGGUUGUCGUUGAUAUUAUGAGUUAUCACAUCACAUGUGACCUGCUUUUAAAACACAGACAACAUCUGGUGUCGGCACAAUCUUGCCUGUGAAAAAAAAGAAAUCCAUACGUCAUGGCUAUACAUCAUAAAUACUUUGUGGAUUAAGAGUGACUUUAAAUGGAUGUAUGGUUUACUACAGUGUAAGUAUCCUUAAGCAUAAUCUCUCUGCUUUGCACUCUAACCCUUAGGGUUUGUGUUUUAAGAGUAUUAUUCAGAGCUUUUCAUUAAUUAUUCACUUUUAGGUCAUUGAGGCUCGUGGUCAGUCAGGCCUGAUAGACAUUAAAACCAUGUUUUCACUUGUUUCUUUCUCUGUAGGAGGAUUAUGAUCACAUCUCUUUGGAGGACCAACAAUAUCAAGGAGAUGGCAGCAUGCUGAGUCCAAAAGCCAAGCUGCUGUUACGGGACUCAAAGAAAGAGCUUUUGAGGUAUGAAGACUGAAACAACUAGAGGCAUCUUUAUCCAGUCAGCUGUGUAUAAUGUGAGCCUCCCCUCUAGUUGGCAGAUGGUCAGCUGUUACUAAAGGAGUUUAGCGCAGAACCGUACCUUUGUUUCAAUGGGGCACUUUGAUAAAAGUGAGUGAAAAACGCACUGAAACUCACACAUGGUUAUGACUGGUAUUUCUGCAGGUUCAUGUGGAGCAGAAAUGUAUUUGAAAGUGAGUUUUCUCUCUGUAUGUCCUGUAAAAGCUUACAACUCUCAGCUCUUGUAGUUAGAGUGCAUGCUCUGCUGGGUCUCCUCUUGAGAAUAACUCUACGAGAAAAAGUAGGAUUCUCUAGUUUUCCACGGCACAGCACUCCCUCAGAUCUCCACAGUGACAUUCAGAAACACUACCAAACUGGAUAUAUCGAGCAGAAAUAAUUUUUUCCACUAAACUUCCUGCCGUACUAACUCUUAUUUUUCUCUUUAACACCCAUGUAAAGGUUGUUGGUGUAACAAAAAAAAAAGAAAAAGAAAAAAAGAUUCAGUUCAAGCUUGGCAAAGUCUGUGGGAAGUGGAGUAAUCUGUGCAUUAAAUGCUUUGUGUUCUCCUGCAGCUGUCCGACCCCAGGCUGUGACGGCAGCGGCCAUGUGACGGGGAAUUAUGCAUCACAUCGGAGGUACCGUAAUUAAUUACUCUCUCAUUAGCACCAGCUAGCAGAUAUAAAGACGAGAGGGAAACAGUGUUGAGUGGUUAAAUUAUGUUAAUUAUUACAGUUACAAACUUGUCACAUAGCUUGUAGAGUUUAAUAUCAAAUAGCACUUGAUAUAAAAAAAAAAAACCACACUGACACAAUAAGCUUUCUAAUGACAAGGGGGUAGAAUUGUGUUUUCAUAUAAUUUAGUAUAAAUAUGCGUUGAGACAUUGUAUUAAGAUUAUUCAAUUCAGCUGUGAUCAAAGAGUGCAUUAAAAUGACUGUUAGCUCUUUAUCCUCUCUAGUGUGUCUGGAUGUCCCCUGGCUGACAAAACACUCAAAUCACUGAUGGCAGCCAACUCUCAGGAACUAAAGUAUGUGUUUUGAAAACUGUUAUUGUUGCUAAAGGAUUUAUCACGUUGAACUAGGCAGCUUGUUUUUGCCUCAGCUUUGGGUCAAUGCUUUCCUUUUUCCCUUUUCCUUCUCUUUCUACCACACAUUAAGCACCAUUUCCAUGAACUCCACAUGAAGUUGUUUUUUGCUAUUUGUACUCUCUUUCUGCAUAUUAGCAUGAAUCCAGUGCUCUGCUUGCAGUCUUUUGCUGUAAAAAGCACCUGGUCUCUGUGUCUCUCAACCUGCAGGUGCCCAACACCUGGUUGUGAUGGAUCUGGACAUGUGACUGGGAACUAUGCUUCGCACAGAAGGUAGCAGAGAGAAAUCAUCGCAACUGAGCAUGAAAUACAUUUAUCAGAUGCAUGACAUUCAAACAGAUGGUGAAAGUCUCACUUUAUGCUGCAAACAUGCUGCACUUUUUGAAUUCUUGUGUUUAUUGAUUUACUUGGCUGCCUCCUCAUAUUACCAUCGAUGUCUCUAGCAGUGCAUGUCUGUCGUGUUUUAAAACCCACAUAACUCACCAUUUAAACAGAGCAGCGCCGUGUGUUAAUGCAAAGUAAAGAUGUAUUGAGCAGAUGACAUGAUUUGGAUUUAUAGGUUUAGAAUCGACUGAAAACUGCCUAAAACAAGUCACCUUUGUUUUUUUUACUCCAGUAUAUUUCCUCACAUUAACCCAUGCUGUCUCCAAUCGUCUUCAGCUUGUCAGGAUGUCCACGUGCCAGAAAAGGAGGUUUGAAGCUCACACCAAACAAGGAUGACAAAGAUGAGCAAGAGCUUAAGUAAGAGAUUUGUUUUUUUCCCCCCUCAUCCCGUGCUGUCAUGUUUUUUUGUUUGGAAAAUAAAACAAGAAAAACAUUGUGAAAAUGCGUCAUGUGUUUGUGCCUGUGGCGUUAUACCUGGAGGCCAUUAAGUUAAACAAAGAAAAUAAUUCUUCUCUUGCCGCAACAUUAGUGAAUUAUUUUCUGAGGAUUAGCAGUUUGUUUUUGUGGGAUUUUUCCAGGGUUUUUGUUUUUUCCCCUGUUUUCUGAAUGGAAUAUCUGGCUUAUUACUCUUCCCUGAGUGCUUUCUUUGUAAUUAAACUAUAUUAAGAAAAUGCUGAAUUGCUUGCUCUGAUGGCAUUGCACUUAUUUGCGGCUUAAUCACUGUCUGUGAAAGUGUUAUUGGAAAAAAAAAAUAAUGUAAUUGAUUUGCAGUUAAAUCCAAAGUCAGAUAUAUGAGCCCUUGUUUACUUAUACAUCUGGACACAGAUUUUUUCUUUUUAAUUACUAAUGCAAGGCCACGAGCUUAGGAAUUAGACUGGAAUAGAUCUCAUACACAUUAAGAGAGAAAGAGAGAGGAAGGGGGAGGGAAGCAAAUGUCCCUAGAUUAUUGUAAAUAGUGGGCCAUAUGGCAUGGCUCCAUUGUCCUGGUGCCUUGCAUCAAGCUACCUACCUGUGCUGGUUGGAAGUAAUGGAACUGCUGUUGUUUUGUCCUCUAAGUGCUGCGCUGCUGUCGAGUAACAAAAUGCUGAAACAGGCUUUUUGCAGCAGCACUCUGCAGCAUGUGUGCUAUUUGUAUCAUCUCAGGUGACCUUUCACCUUUAUCAAUAAGGGAAAGGGUUAGCCACCCCCCUAAAUUACGUUCUUUCGCAUGAGGGGAUCCAUGACAAUUAUCUGUAAUUCAUGUCACUCCAUUACUGACCUGCAGAAAACAGGCCUCAAUUCCAACUGACAAACUCUUAAUGAUAUUCAGAGUUAUGUUUUCAAGCACAAAUAUCAGCAACCUCAAAAAAAAAAAAAAAAUCCCACUAAACAGAGCGCUCGUUCCGCCCAAAGUUUUAGUGGAUUAGUAACUUAUAGUUAAUGCGAUUAUUUCUAGUUUUGGCGACUUUAUUUUUAAUCAGCAUUUGGCUGGAUUAAUCAACUUAAUGGUUAACAAAUCUUCCGGUCUAGUUAUUGAAAGAGAGAUUUGUUGUUUUUUUAAUGAUGUGGUUGUUAUUUUUUCAGCAGUUAAAUGUCUGUGUUUUGUCUGGAGCUUAGAAAUAUCAUUUAAUACAAGUUGGUCACAUAUUCCCAGUGUGAAUCAGCAGCGUUCACAGGUUUAAACGUGCGCAAAUCUUUUUGUCUCUCUCCGGUAGGUGCCCAGUACUCGGAUGUGAUGGGCAGGGCCAUAUAUCGGGAAAAUACACAUCCCAUCGCAGCGCAGGCAGUUGUCCACUUGCUGCCAAAAGACAGAAGGAGUCGUCCAUCAAUGGGCUGCCCUUUGCCUGGAAGGCCAAUAAACAGGAACUGCCCCAUUGUCCCUUGCCUGGCUGCAAUGGCCUUGGACAUGCCAAUAAUGUGUUUGCCACUCACAGAAGGUGAGGUCGCCUGUCCUCCAUUUUAUCUUGAAACAAUGCAGCCGGUCGACAUGUUGCGUCCCUACAAUGGCUGCUUUACUCCCAUUAACAGUCUCUAUUGAUGCCCAACUUUGUGAUAUCCUUCCACCUAAAAUCUGUCAUUUAUGACCUGCUGUACUAGCUUGUCGGGUUGCCCCCUGAACGCACAGAGUAUCAAGAAAAAGCACACAGAAGAAGAGAUGACUAUCAAACUGAAAGCAAGCAGUGGUAAGCUACUCCAGAGCUCUGUGUGUGAUGAAAUAGCACAAUAUUUAUGGCCACGUGUAUACUGAAUCAGUAUUUUCUACUUGAGCAUGAUAAAUAAAAGGAUUCGCUUCAUCUCAGGUGUUGAAAACAAAGAAGAUAUUCAACAUUUGGAUCAUGAAAUAAACGAACUGAAUGAGUCCAAUAUGAAAAUAGAAGCAGACAUGAUGCAACUCCAAACCCAGGUAAAUAUCCAUUCUGACGUGCCUCAUUUUUCAGGACAUGGAAGUUUGAGAUCUCAAUUUUACACGUUUGUGUUUCUGCUGUGUGUGUUUUUUUUUUUGUACUCGAAAGCAGAUCUCGUCUAUGGAAUGUAACCUGAAGACAAUUGAAGAAGAGAACAAGAUGAUCGAACAGCACAACGACAGCCUCCUGAAGGAGCUCGCUCGCCUUAGCCAAGCUCUCAUUAACAGUCUAACAGACAUUCAGCUGCCUCAAAUGGUACAGUAAGCCUUGACCACUGACUCCAACACCACCACUCAUUAUAUCUAACCUGUCCUGGAAGAUAUCUCAUUUUCUAUAAAUUGUCUUUUUCUGCUCUGCUGUUGUCACUAAUAGUCACACGUGUUUUUGUUGCAGGGACCCAUCAGUGAGCAUAAUUUUGAAGCCUAUGUGAACACAUUAACUGAUAUGUACAACAACUCGGAGCAUGAAUACUCUCCAGAGUGCAAGGCCCUCUUGGAUAAUAUCAAACAGGCUAUUAAGGGCAUCCAUGUUUAA